AUGUCCCAGGGUGCCAAAGAACCAAAGGAGAUCGAGCGCAAGGGCUCGCAGAAGGCUGUCGCAAGCCUGGUCCUAGGCCUGGGCUUGGUUGCGGAGAGUCGCAGCGUUCAACUUGAUUUGAAGUUGUCUCGUCGUCAGAGGCGCGACGGGCUCAACUACCACUGCGUCGGGGACUGUGCAGUUCGGAUGCCUGUAGAGCCAGCCCUGUUUCUUGUGCAAAUGCCGAGCCUGCGACGUACCGCAGCUUGCGCACUGAUUCCUGCCAUUUGUGUGCUCGACUUCGUCCUCCGUGAUGUGGCCAAUGGCACCUACACUGCCUGGGUUGGAGGCCAGGCAGAGGUGAAAAGGCCGAUGGUCAGCGGCGUGGCCACUUGGGCCCAGUCUUCAGAACUGGCUGCGCAAACCCGUUACGUGCCUGGCCGGCGCUUGGCCGGGAAGCGCCGGGACAGCCGCCGGCCCUAUGUGCCUGAAGCGAACAACCGCCGCAAGAUUGCUUGGUUGCUGAUCCUUUCAGGCCUUGCCGGGUACCAGGCCGGGAGCGGUUUCUUGGAAGAGCGUUACGAGUCCAAUUCGGCUCCAGAGUUUGCCUACUCCUCUCCGGUGAUUCAGCAAGGAUGUGUGCUGAUGGCGCGGCCCGGUGAUACCUUCAUCGACCACCAGCAGUACUUCCACAAGUCCGCUAUUCUCGUCCUCAAUCAUGACGAUGAGUUCGAUAGAGGCAUCAUCGUCAACCGCCCCUCGGGUUUCAACACCCGUCAGCUCGGCUUGCCUGGCCCCGCAUGGAACAUCUGGUUCGGUGGCGACUGUGAGGGCCUCCGCGCACCCCACUAUACACGGGUCAAGACCUUCUGCUUGCACGUGUCAGCUGAGUUUGCAGAGAUGUCCAGGGAGGUUGAGAAGGGUGUGUACUUGAUCCGCUUCGACGAAGCGCAAGAUCUAGUCAAGCAGGGCCGUGCGACGCCUGACGACUUCAUGCUGUUCUUCGGCUACUGUGGCUGGACACGCAAUCAGCUUCAAAGAGAACUUGACGCAGGGGUCUGGAAAAUGGCCAGCAUUGACAGCCACAUCGUCGUGCGGGAGCUUCGGGAAGAGUCCAAAGAGUUGAGAGCUUUGCCGGAGAUUGGACUCGACGAUGGCAUCUCGCUCUGGCGCCAUUUGUAUUCGCGCGUGGAUGCGGAUAUGCCGCAGAAAGAUCCGCGAGAAAUGAGCAUGCUGGGCAUUGAUGCGGUGGAGGGCGAUGCUUUCGCCGAUGCCAUGCUUCGUCAGUGGUUGAUUCAGAAUCUGACACCCCCAUGA
Symbiodinium natans is the source of this 1296-nucleotide messenger RNA. The record is from the annotation of a GenBank genome assembly. Lineage: Eukaryota; Dinophyceae; Suessiales; Symbiodiniaceae.